Messenger RNA from Colletes gigas, 2385 nucleotides. RefSeq names its product transient receptor potential channel pyrexia-like. The transcript has 9 exons. Gene Ontology annotation, cellular component: membrane. The record is from RefSeq and is a predicted model, not a curated record. NCBI's taxonomy places the organism in Eukaryota, Metazoa, Arthropoda, Insecta, Hymenoptera, Colletidae. The coding region runs from base 1 to 2382 and encodes 793 amino acids. Gene Ontology annotation, biological process: transmembrane transport; monoatomic ion transport. Gene Ontology annotation, molecular function: monoatomic ion channel activity; protein binding.
AUGAUCGAAAAUCGUGAGAAUCUGAUCACCGCCAUUGAGAACGACGACCAAGACACGGCGACGCGUAUCCUUACCGAAGAAUUCGAUAACAAGUUCCUCCAACCUGUCGGAGUUGUUCGAGUGACUGCGAUUCAGCUGGCUGCUUGGCACGGGAGAAUAAACUUGCUUAGCCUACUGUACGAAAACGGUGCUGACGUAAACGCGACAGACAAAAUCGGAAGAUCCGCGUUGUUUCACGCCGCUCAUCGUGGAAAUUGCCAAGUGGUGAAUUGGUUGCUGGAACGCGGGGCAUGCACGGAUAGCAGAGUCGGCAUCGAUUCUUGCUUCAAGGAUUUCACCGGUUUAUCUUUCGACCAGAGUUUUAUAGGCCGAAACUUGCCAAUCCCGGAGUGUUGGGGUAGAACGGCUCUGCACCAGGCGGUAAAGAACAAUCACUCCGAAGUGGUCGGGAUUUUGAUAAAUGCCGGAGCAGACGCGAACGUUCGAGACGAUCGCGGAAUCACGCCGUUACUCUUAGCAGGAUCUACCGUGACUGGGGAAGAUGCACCUGAGAUGUCCAAGUUUGUUGCAAUUGUUGAAACCCUCGUGGCCGCGAAGGCGUCGACAAACGUAAUUCAUCCCGAUACAGGCACCACGUCGCUUCAUCACGCCGUAGUAUUAGGGAGUUUGUUGGCAACAAAAAUAUUGUUGGAUGGAGGCGCGUGGCCCCUUUAUCGAUGCAAAAGCACAGGAAGCACCCCUGUUCAUAUUGCUGCCAGCAUUGGAAACCUAAAGAUUCUUAGGGUUCUUCUAACGGCGAUACCUCCCGAGCAUGUGGACAUUCGAGACAAGGUGAUUAAUCGGACGCCGCUUCACAGAGCCUCUUAUCAAGGACACCGCGAAUGCGUUCGGGCGCUAAUCGAUCAGGGUGGUAACCUAGCUGCAGAAACGAAAACCGGUGUCACCGUUAUCGACGCCAUCUUCGCUCACAUACAAGCACCGGUGUUAUUUUUAAUGGGCAUCUUGGAUUCUCGAGUGCGAAUUAACAACUUUGCGGAUAAUAAUUCAUGCAUCACCGUGGACUUUGACGUGCUAGCGCCGAAAGGAGAACUACAAAUGGGGGUGGUCGCGACCCUCAUCGCGGCAGUUUCGGACAUGGAGCAAUUAACGAUACUGCAACAUCCACUGGUGGAAACUUUCCUCUGGUUAAAAUGGUCCAAGCUAAAAGUAUUCUUCUCGAGUCUGGUCCUCGUCCAGGCUGUGUUCGUCUUCUCCCUGUCCGGAUACUCGAUAAGUUUGUUGCAAUACGAGACCGAUCGUACCUCGUUAAGAAUGAUUCUGACUCUCUGUUCGUGCAUCCUAUUGUUCCACAACAUGGGCCAGGUGUUGAUGGUGCCAAGGUAUUAUUUGAGACAGUUUGAGACGUGGUUGUCGUUUGCAUGCGCGACGAUAUCGCUGGCGGUUUCGGUAAGUAGCGGUUACGCGGUAGGAAUUGUGAUCCAGGAAAAGGGAAAGGUAUUAAACGCUCUUCAGCAACCCUCGCAAUGGGUGUUGCAUUCCAUCAGCGUGGCAAUCUUGCUUGGCUGGAUACAAAUGAUGCUGUUGGUUGGUCGUCUACCGAUGUACGGAUAUUACGCGCUCAUGUUCUCCACGGUAUUGAAGAAUAUUCUCAAGGUUCUCCUAGCGUUCGUCUGCCUGAUUGUCGGAUUCGCGUUGAGCUUCGCCGUUUUGUUCCACGGGAACGACCAGUUUCGCGAUUCCUGGAGGGCCGUCGUGAAGACCGUGGUAAUGAUGAUGGGUGAGUACGAGUACGGGGCCCUGUUCUCUGACGAGAAGAAUGGGAGUUCCUUCCUACCAGCCACGAGCAGGCUCGUGUUCCUCGCUUUCGUCAUGCUCGCUAGUAUCGUCCUGAUGAACCUGAUGAUCGGUCUCGCGGUCAAUGACAUCCAGGGCCUCGAGAAGGAGGGCCACAUUCGCCAACUGCUCAAGCAAGCCGAAUUCGUCAGCCAUUUGGAAAGGCUGACGUCACACCGAAUCUUUCGUAGCAAUUGGCUACAUCCUCGGUUAAGUUCGCUACUAGACUCGAGACGCGGCAUUCCCACAAAAAUUACGUUUGGCUGUCACGAGCAUUAUUUUCAUGAAUCAUCGCCCGGCAUCCCGAUGAAGCUGAAAGAGUCGUUGUUCCUGCUGGCUUCGAGCAACAUGCGCGACACAGAAAGUUCGAUAACGAGCGGUGAUUGCGAGAACAACAACAACAACAACAACGCGGAAUUAACGUCACUGUUGGAACAAGUGCUGUUACAAUUAAGGACAUCUUAUUAUCCAUGCGCGACCAGACCAAAGUCUGCGAGGUCCUUUAAUACGCGAAAUCAAACGUGUCGAAGAAAAAGUACAAAUGUGUAGAGU